UGGCAGAAGGGGCUCUGGUGUUCCCACAGGGAGGAGUUGGGGGAGCCCCCGGAGUUGGGCCUAGGGGAGCGCGGGGAGCAGCCAGGAGGAGGCAGGCAGCUCUCGACGGAUCCAUGCAAGCCAAACGAUGACCAGCUGUGGCCAGCAGCCCUUGAACGUGCUCGCCGUCCUCUCGCUGCUCAUUUCCGCAGUCUUGUCCGCGCAUUUCCGGGUCUGUGAGCCAUACACGGACCACAAAGGCCGCUACCACUUCGGCUUCCACUGCCCCCGGCUCUCGGACAACAAAACCUUCAUCCUCUGCUGUCACCAUAACAACACGGUCUUCAAAUACUGCUGCAACGAGACCGAGUUCCAGGCGGUGAUGCAGGCGAACCUCACGGCCGGCUCCGAGGGCUACAUGCACAACAACUACACCGCCCUGCUGGGAGUGUGGAUCUACGGCUUUUUCGUGCUGACACUGCUGGUCCUGGAUCUUUUGUAUUACUCGGCAAUGAACUACGACAUUUGCAAGGUUUACCUGGCGCGGUGGGGCAUCCAUGGACGGUGGAUGAAACCGGACCCCCGGCGGUGGGGGAACCCUGCCCGGGCCCCCCGGCCAGGGCAGCCAGCCCCGCAGCCCCAGCCUCCCCCAGGGCCCCUGCCGCAAGCCCCCCAGGCCGUGCACACGCUGCAGAGAGACAGCCACAGCCCACCGCUGAUGAGCUUCCAGAGUUCGUCUGCCUGAAAACCCUUUUGCCGUGCCUCAGGAUGGGGGAGGUGAGGCCCGAAGCACCCGGCUCAGCCUCCAAGAAGAGCACCUUCAGUGAGACGCCAGGGAGAGUCGAGGCGGCCGCGGCGGUGGCGGAGGAGGAAACGCUCCCUGUGCCCAAACCCCCUUCCACGGACUUCUAAGACGAGGAGCAAACUCAGGGGUGGGGGCCGGGGGUGCAGGGAGGGGCUUCUGAGCCACCCGUCCGCAAGCAAUAGUCCCAUUUUGGGCUGGUGGCUUUUGAGAGGUGGCGCCCUCGUGGACUCAGGAUGGCGGCACAGCUGCUCUGGCCCAGCCAGGCCGGGAGGGCUCGGGCCUGCGUGUCGCGCCUGUGGCUCCCUUGCCUCUGCUCCUGCCGUAGGGGCCCCUGGGCCCAUCCGUGUCAGAGCAUCGACUGUGAGUGUGUGUGUGUGCGUGUGCGUGUCUGGCGUGUGAUUUGGGGUGUCGUUUUUGUUUGUUUGGUCUUUACUGGGGUGCCCCCAAGUUCCCUCGUGGGCAUGGGUCACCUUGUGGUGGGGCUCCGGGCCAGCGUCCGGGCUCCAGCUUCCUGCUGUGGCCGGCGGCUGUGAGCCAGAUGGAGGGGCCAGCACGGGACACAGCCCCACUGUGCCUCAGGGGGUGCUGGGGAUUUGCAAAUGCCAGCGGGGGCUGUUCUUACAGCUUCUGUUUCCAUAAUGACACUGAUCCUGAGAGACACUUCUCAGGCUGUCCCUGGGGCAGGCACUAGGGGGCGUGUCUUCACAUACACCCUCUCUCAUCACUGGGGAGGCAGGUGGGAUGAACUGCCUGCAAAAACAGCCCACAACUCACAGCCAGGAGACAAGGCCUUCUGUUUGACCUCAGAGGUAUAAGAACCCAAAGUUCAAGCUCCCCAGCCCGGGUCUCCCCAGCGGCUUCUCGGUGGAUGGGCCAUCACCCCAAGUUCUCCACCAUCACUGCCACAGAACCCUCAUACACAUGGCACAUUCUGGUUGAGCACCUGCUGUGUGCCAGGCCCCGUGCUGGGCAGUGGUGGGGACGGGAGAUGCGCCAGGCUGUUCUUGUCCCUGCCCCAGGGAGAGCCAGCAUCUGGUGGGAGAGGCAGACACAGAUCUUUGCUGGACAGAGUGAUGAGCACUGUGGAAAUGCAGAGGGGAAGGUUCUGGAAGCUGGGACUGCUACACAAACCUGGAGCCCAUAACAUCCAUCCACAGAGCUCACCACCACCGCCACGCACCCCGCUCCCCCGGGGCACACCCACGGAUGGACAUUACCUGAGAAAUGAUCAUGUAAAUCCCCAAGGGCCAGGCUGGCAGUGUAAGUACCCUCUUUCCGCUGGUGUUAGUGAUGCCAAAAACCUCCCCCGACACCCAGCUUAGCGGGCCCUCCUCCACAAACGUGUGUCCCCUCUGCUCGAGGUCUCUCACUCAGCCGGACCCAGUGUUCUCCCGCAGACCGUCUGCCCGUCAGAUGCAGCAGGGAGCAGGCAGGCCCCUGCUCGUGGUGCUGGUGUUCUAGCUGGGGCGAGAGGCCAGGGAAGAAAUGAGCAGUGAAUAAGGAAGACAGCAAGACUGGUGAGCACUGAGCCGACUGAGAAUUCCGUCCGAACAGUGUUAGCAAGGGUCUUGGUGAGCUUGGGAAGGCUUUUCUGAGCAGGUGAUAGUGAAGCCCAGACCUGAAUGGUCAGCAAGAGCCAGCCAUGGACACUGAAGAUAGGAGAGCAUGCCAGGCAGAGGCAACAGCUGGUGCAAAGGCACUGGGGCAGCCACAGGCUUGAUGGUUUCAGGGAACCCAGAGACCCAGGUUGUCUGGGAGGCAGCGGAAGGGCGGAAAGAGAAGAGGGGAAGAGAGAGCCCGUGAGCUGUGGUUUGCUGUGAGUCACCGCAGGCUGCACAAGCGUAACACCCGCCCAUCCUCUGAAAGGCAGAAAGAACUUUCUGGGGCAUCAAGAUUUUCCAUCCAGCCUGGCUCUUCAUCCUCUCAAAGCCCGGUAAAGAAGGGAUUCUCCCCCAUUUCAUGGACUAGGACACGGAGACUCAGACAGGUCAGGUGGCUUGCCCAAGGUCACAUGGGCAAGCUGAGGCCCAGGGCUUCAGUCCCGUCUCCUCCAGGCAGCGCUGCCAGGGCCCCCAGGCAUACAGCUUGGCAGAAGCAAAGCGGGAGAACCUUUGCUUAGGGUCUUGAUUGGGGAUAGGCACAGCUCCCUUUUCCCUGGACGCUGAGUCAUCCCAGGACCUGCCCAAGGGCCUCGGCCAUGCAGGGCAGCCAUUGGGCUGGGGUUGGCCCGGGUUGGUGGGGGACGCUGGGGGGACGGUAUGCCCAGCAGCCAUUCAUCCCAGCUCUAUCCCAUCACACCUGCAUCCUCUGUGCAGAGCCCCGGGAGUCAGAGGAACCCAAGCCUUGGGGAGAGGGGGCUGGGCACAGACCCAGAAUCUGACAACAGCUCUGUACUGAGAACAGUGUGACCUCAGGCAAGUCCCGUGCCUUCUCUGCCGUCGGUGGCCCUGACACUAAAAGGAAGGGAUCAGGCCAGAUAUUUAGGAGGCCUGUAUCUCUGGCUUCCUGUGGUUCUGGAAGGAGCUUCAUCUGCUGAGAAGGAGCAGGUGGCCCUGCCUCCUGGCCCCAAUCACUGGAGCCAGAGGUCACUGUCACAGAGACCAGCCGGGGUCAGGAUUCCUCUGAUUUGCAUCCCUGAGCUUGAGAACUUGCGAGAUGCUGCUCCUGGCCCCACCAGCGGUCUCUCCGGGAGUGACCGACGAGCCGUGGAGGUGUCCUGUCACCGCCGGGCUGGGGGUCUGAACACUCUGUUGUGAGCGGGCGGCCUCGCACUGUGUAGCUCAGCACACAUCCCAGACUUAGCAGUCCAACACAGGGCAGCCUGGGUGCAGAGGACAGAGCACAGGGACCCACAGCACUGCCCCUUCCUGGCUGGGUGGGCUUGGGCCAAUUGCGUCACCUCUCUGAGCCUCCGCUGUCAAGUGUGUGAGGUGGGGGUGUGGGAGGGAGGUGCCAACACUCGUUGCCUCUCCGAGUGGUUGAGGGGGUGAGGGCAGUGCACAUGGGUGCGAGCAUACGUCCAGAAGUCACUCAGGUGCAGUUCAGUCCCACCCACUGUCAAGGGCUCCUCAAGACCCCCAGGUCACGGACCGUCCCAAUGAAAACCUGCCUCCAUCCUACCGCGGCCGGCAGACGUGCCAGUUAGAGUGUCCCGAGAAUGAGACGCAGGGUAAUGACAAAUUCAAGUAGAGAUUUACAGAGUUCACGAUUUUUAGUGACUCCCUAACCUGAUUUUUCAAGCUGCCUACUUUUACUUUUUACUGUGAGCUUCUGGCUAUUUGUAAAAGUAACAAUAAUAACGCAAAAAGAAAAACAAAAACAAAAAAAAGAAAAAGAGGCUGGCAAUACGUCCACUGAGGAACUUGUCUCUGGUUCACAUCACUGACUCCCUGUAUCUGUGAGGACUUUUUCCCACUGGGAACUGUGUGUUAUUAACGAGCAGUUUUAUGCUUUUCUUCUCUUCCGUGUCUAGUGUCUUGUAUGUUUGGGACUCUCUGCUCAGAACCGAUAGCUGGUAGCCCCCAUGGGCCUCUCUGCCCUCCCUGAACCUCUGCAAUCUCCCUGCCCCUCUAGGAGCAGCUCGCUAGUGCAGACGGGCCUGGGGCCGCCAGCUGCCAGGCAGACACAGGACCCUGACCGGGACCAGGAAAGAACAGGCCUUAACUGAAAACACACGCACACGCACACGCACACACACGCACACAAACAUGCGCACGUAUGUGCACGCACUAAUGCACACACGUGAGUUUCUGCAGGUAGAUCCAGCCUCUCUGAUGGUCCAAUCUGAUGUUUUCGAGAAAUAGCAAGGAGGCAGCUAGCGUUCCUGGUGUGGGGGGUGGCAUUUUCCCUCAUCAUCCAAAAAACUAUCUGGGCAAACUCAGCACCAGGGCUAGAAAGGAGGAUGCGGGGUCAUCAGGGAAAACGUGACCAAGGUUAGGGGGCAGGUAAUAGGCUUCUUCUGCCAAGAGACGCCUCCCAGCUCCCCAUCAAAUCAAAAACUGCGUUUCAGCCACUCCAGUCAGAAGGAGACAGUGGGGCUGGCCGGGCACCAUCUCCCACGCACCCGGGAGAUCCCCAGACCCACAUCUACGCCAGCCAGGACCCCGGGCCUCGCUGUGCCUCCAGAUCACUGUCCCUGCCCAGGCCUUGUCCCCUGGCUCUGCAGACACCCCAUUCACUAUGUCUACUAGAGGUUGUGCUGUAAAAGAAGACAAGUUUCCUAGAGUCACUGACGUUUAAAACAUGUAUUGGUUUAAUUUGUUCAGCUUGGCUGAUGGGUCCCCACCCACUGGAAGAGUCACGCCUGAGGUGGCCUUCAGAGUGAAUUUGCAGAUUACUUAGAGAUCCAAGUUGACAUAAGAGCCCCAUGUGGAGUCGCUGGGGGCAUUUCUGGUCAAUGCUGAGGGGCAGCCAUGUCACUGCAGAGAGACAUCUGUCCGGGCCCCCCUCUCUGGGCCUGGAACAGAAGAGGCCACCUUGGGGGACUCUUAUCUUCCCAUCCACCUGCUGAGCAUCAGACAGGGGCUACCUGGUCCUCACAGACUUGAAAAGUCAGAGGGGUGGCCAACCACCCAACGAGUGGGUGACACUCUGGUCACUGCCACCUGCAGCCCCAGAACACAUCACCAGGCUGGGGUGAUGCCCUGUCCCCUCCAGGAAACAAACACAGCACACCUACCCUGUGACCAACGCCACACCAGGCUCCCCAGCCCCGCCUUGCAGCACAAGCGCAGCACCAGGCGGUCAUCAGGUGAGUGCAGGCAGCUCUGGGGGCUCCUGGCCUGAAAAUUCAGCUGUUGAGAAAAUCCAUUUGUUCACGCAUGCAUCCAUUCAUCUCACCAACAAAUAUUUAGCCAGCUCCGUACCCAGGGCCCAGCUGGGAGCAGUUCCUGCUGUAGCCAGAGAUGUCGGGGAACAGGCAGUGUCUGAGGGAGAGGCUAGCAUCACUUGUGAAAUGACUAGUUGUGCCUAACAGUUAGGGAUGCUCGAAUCCACAAAGAGAAUAAGUGACCUUGGAGGUGGCAUUGUCCCCACCCCCACCCCUGCCCCCAAGUUUCCAGUCCAAGAUGCUGCCGGAGAGUUGGUGCUAGAUAGAUGCUUGGUGAGUGAGGGGCUUUGACUAUUAGUCACACUGUACCUAAAACUCCUAUCAUCACGUCAAAGCCCUAACCCAUUUUCCCUUGAUGGACUGACAUUCAGGGCUGCUGCAGUGCCCACCUCCCGGGGGCACUGUUUCUAUAGGCGGCACUGUGAACAGCAACCCUGGGUUUGGCAGGGAGGUGCCCUGUGAAUUGCCCUAAACUGCCCUCCAAAAUGUGCAGGAUCCCAUCAAAGUCAGGGAACGCUAGUGGGGGAUCACCACUCACGUGAUCCAAAGGUACAGACCACACAGCCUCCAUGGGCAUCCAGUGUGGCCACAGCUGCAACCAAACUGGGCCCCGAGAGAAGCUCUUCUUGGAAGCCCGCCUCGGGUUCUCACCUCGGUUCCUCCCUGUCUCUUUCCCGUCUUCUAGGUGAAAGCUAAUGGGAUACAGCACAGUCAAAGAACCAAACAGAGUCUGGGUGAUGGGCAGUAACUGAGUGGGGACCGUGGGGGGAGAGGCUCAGUCUGUGUCCUCCCCAGGGUCAGCCGGGCAUGGGCCCGCAUGCACGGUGGGGCAGACUCGUCCCUCUCCCCUGUAAACCCCCACUUCACGUGAGCAGGCGUGGGGUCUCUCUGAGAGCUGAUACUCGGGAAAACCAAAAACCAAUAAUAUUCCUAAUAAUAAUAAUAAUAAUAAAAUGUAAUGAUGAUGAUGAUGUGUUUUACACGGACCGCUGUUGCACUGCUUUUGUCUUUAUAUACAGUAGUUUUUAUAAAGAUGUCCUUAGGUUUUAAUAAAGGAGUGUC
Camelus dromedarius (Arabian camel) is the source of this 6674-nucleotide messenger RNA. It is a transcript of the gene SHISAL1, whose product is annotated as shisa like 1. The record is from RefSeq and is a predicted model, not a curated record. The coding region runs from base 128 to 724 and encodes 198 amino acids. Lineage: Eukaryota; Metazoa; Chordata; Mammalia; Artiodactyla; Camelidae. The transcript has 5 exons.